UACUUUCCUGUCUCUGCAUAGAAUCUGCUGUUGGCCAUACUCUCUUUGAAACUUUGUUUCUAGCGUUCUCUGACAAAGGGCUUGUUCUGUGAAGCACAUCUUGUCCUCUUUGUCCAGCCUCUGGCUUCAACAGUGAAUUACAAAUAUUCUCCAGCUGGGAAUCAGACCAGGGCAAAGAUGAAGAACCCAGAAGCCCAGCAGGAUGUUUCAGCUUUCCAGGGAAUUCGCAUGAUGUUUGACAUGAUGAAGCCCCAUGAAACGUCAUUCCAAACCCUAGAAGAGGUGCCCGAUUAUGUAAAAAAGGCAACUCCAUUUUUCACUUCAUUGCUGCUGCUUGAACUAGUUGUCAGCUGUAUUAGCAAAGGGAAGCUACCAGGCCAUUUGGAUGAUGCAUUAACAUCGAUAUCAGCUGGCGUUCUGUCCCGGCUUCCAAGUCUGUUUUUCAGGAGCAUUGAAUUGACCAGUUACAUUUAUAUCUGGGAGAACUACAGGCUCAUCAGUUUGCCUUGGGAUUCUCCAUGGACUUGGUAUUUAACCUUGUUAGGAGUUGACUUUGGCUACUAUUGGUUUCAUCGCAUGGCCCAUGAGGUUAAUAUUAUGUGGGCUGCACACCAAGUACACCACAGUUCUGAAGACUAUAACUUAUCCACGGCCCUGAGACAAUCUGUCCUCCAAAUAUAUACUUCCUGGGUAUUCUACUCUCCACUGGCUCUCUUCAUACCACCUUCAGUAUAUGCUGUCCAUCUUCAGUUCAAUCUCCUCUACCAAUUUUGGAUCCACACGGAGGUCAUUGAUAACCUUGGUCCUUUGGAACUGAUUCUUAAUACUCCUAGCCAUCAUAGAGUUCAUCAUGGCAGAAACCGUUAUUGCAUAGACAAAAAUUAUGCUGGCAUACUUAUUAUAUGGGAUAGAUUUUUUGGAACAUUCGAGGCAGAAAAUAAAAAGGUUGUAUAUGGUUUGACACAUCCCAUUAAUACAUUUGAUCCAUUCAAGGUGCAGUUCCACCAUUUAGUUUACAUGUGGACUACAUUCUGGGCCACUCCUGGCUUUUUCAAUAAGUUUUCUGUCAUAUUUAAAGGACCAGGAUGGGGUCCUGGUAAACCAAGACUUGGACUGAGCGAAGACAUACCAGAGGUUACAGGGAAAGAAGUUCCCUUCUCAUCAUCUGCGUCUCACCUACUAAAGAUAUAUGCAGUUGUACAGUUUGCUCUGAUGCUAGCAUUUUAUGAAGAUACCUUUGCAGAUAAAGCUGAACUGUCACAGUUCACUCUCCUUCUGAGGGUUUGCUUCAUUAUCCUGACCUUGACCUCCAUUGGAUUUCUUCUGGAUCAAAGACCUCACGCAGCUGUUGUGGAAACAUGCCGUUGCUUGGUGUUUCUGAUGCUGUGCCGAUUUGGUCAUCUGAAGCCUCUCCUCCCGUCCUUGUCAUUUGCUUUUGAGAUUUUUUUUUCCAUCUGCGUUGCUUUCUGGGGAGUAAGAAGCAUGAGUCAACUUGCUUCUGGCCUUUGGAAAUAAUUUAAGUUUGUACACAAUUCUCUUGUUUUAAUUAAUUGUCUACAACCAUAAUAUAUUACUAUUGCCUAUAAAAAUAAGUAUCUUAUAUAAUAAUUAUGUGAAUAAUUUACUUAGUGAAAGAUAAUAUACUUAUUUACUGUUGCUUGCUUUCCACAUUUAUUAUUCUCUGUUAAAAUUAAAGUCAGUUGCAGUUACUUUAUCGAUAGUUUUCAACAAAUGAUUUCAAAUAUAAUGAUGUUAUAUACACCGGUAGCAUCUAAGCCAAUGAGAAUAAGAAAAGGAAGGGAGAAAACAAAACUAGUAAAAGGAGUGAAUAUGUCACUUGCAUUGAUUUGACAACUUUUCCUUUGCUGUUUGCUAAAAUGUUUCGCGUUACGUGCAGUUGAGUGCACUCCACCUCCUGGCAACCUUAUGAAUGAGUGAUGCCCACAAUGUCCUGUCCUCCACAGCUCUACUUAGCUUCUGUAGACUCAGGCCUAUGGCUUCUUUUACGCAGCCAAUCCAUCUUAUUUGGUCUUCCUCUUUUCCUGCUGCCUUAUGCUUUUCCCAGCAUUUCUCUUUUCCAAAGAAUUCUGCCUUUUCAUGAUGUGCCCAAUGUAGAACAACUUCACUUUUGUCAGUUUUGCCUCCAACGGUGUAUCAGACUUCAGAUGCUGUAGGACCCUCUUGUACAUGUUCCUGUUGGCCCAGGAGUCCUGCUUUGGCACUUUCUUCUUUCACUUGCAUCAGCAGUCAUUUCAAAUUAUUGCAACUAUUAUCUGCCUAUCUUAAGUUACUGAUAUUUCUUCCACCAAUUUUCACUCCUCAUUCCUCUGAGCAUAGCCCAGUUUUACAUCUGAUGUGAUCUGUGUACAUAUUAAACAAAUAGGGAAAUAAAAUACAUCCUUGUCUGACACCUUUGCUAUAGGAAACCAUUCUGCUAAAAUUGUGCUAAGGUGUAUAUUUGUCAUCAUAAAAAUGUAUUACAAGAGUUGUCCGCCUAGAAUUAUAUUUACCUUUGAAAACCACAAAACCUAAAGAUCUGCAUUAUAGAAAAAGAUAUCACCAAAAUGAAAAUGAAUAGACUAUGUCAGAAUUAAUUUACUCAACAGAUUAAUUUGUGAUACAUAUGGCUAAUGUGUUUAGUAAAUUUGUUUUGGUAGAUUGAAGACCAGGCAGUGAUUCUGUGUUAUUUUAAAUUGUCACAAUAAUGUUAAUAAAACUCUCUAAAUAAAAUUG
Molecule: messenger RNA, 2733 nt
Organism: Pteronotus mesoamericanus
Lineage: Eukaryota; Metazoa; Chordata; Mammalia; Chiroptera; Mormoopidae
Gene: AGMO
Product: alkylglycerol monooxygenase
Exons: 13
Coding region: 178-1515 (445 amino acids)
Biological process (GO): lipid biosynthetic process
Cellular component (GO): endoplasmic reticulum
Molecular function (GO): iron ion binding; glyceryl-ether monooxygenase activity
Source: RefSeq, a predicted model, not a curated record